AUGCAAUGUACUCAUAUCUAUCUAUCUAUCUAUCUAUCUAUCUAUCUAUCUAUCUAUCUAUCUAUCUAUCUAUCACAAUUAUCUAUCUAUCUAUCUAUCUAUCUAUCUAUCUAUCUAUCUAUCUAUAUAUAUAUAUAUAUAUAUAUAUAUAUAUCACAAUAUACUUAUAUCUAUCUGUCUAUCUACCACAAUUAUCUAUCUAUCUAUCUAUCUAUCUAUCUAUCUAUCUAUCUAUCUAUCUAUCUAUCAGAAUAUACUCAUAUCUAUCUAUCUGCCUAUCUUCAUAUGCAUCACAUUAUAGUCAUAUCUCCGUUUAUUAUGAUUUAUGUUAUUCUGUGUAAUUCAUGUUUAUACUUCUUUUUUCUUUCUUUCUUUCUCAGCAUCUAUCUAUCUAUCUAUCUAUCUAUCUAUCUAUCUAUCUAUCUAUCUAUCUAUCUAUCUAUCUAUUCUAUUCAUUAUCUGUUUAUCUCUGAUCAUUAUCUAUCUAUCUAUCUAUCUAUCUAUCUAUCUAUCUAUCUAUCUAUCCAUUCAUUAUCUGUUUAUCUCUGA
This is a messenger RNA of Acanthosepion pharaonis, 549 nucleotides long. NCBI's taxonomy places the organism in Eukaryota, Metazoa, Mollusca, Cephalopoda, Sepiida, Sepiidae. The record is from the annotation of a GenBank genome assembly.